Messenger RNA from Monoraphidium neglectum, 1720 nucleotides. RefSeq names its product Protein Dicer. The record is from RefSeq and is a predicted model, not a curated record. The annotation marks the transcript as partial. NCBI's taxonomy places the organism in Eukaryota, Viridiplantae, Chlorophyta, Chlorophyceae, Sphaeropleales, Selenastraceae. Gene Ontology annotation, cellular component: cytoplasm. The transcript has 11 exons.
AUGAGCACGCAGCGGCGGACGCGGCUGUGGGCGGCGCAGGCGCGGGCGGAGGCGGAGGCGGCGGCGCUGCCGUUUCCGCUGGCGCUGCGCGACCUGGUGCAGGGCCUGUUUGAUGAGAGCGUGCUGGGGCUGCCGCGGCUGGUGCUGCUCUCGGUCCCCGGCUACCGCAGCAACGGCCCAGUCGCAAAGGGCUACGACCAUGGCGGCGGCGGCAUGUGCACAGAUACCACUCUCGGCGGCCCUGACACUCGCGGCAGCAAGGGGGCGCGCCGCGGCGGUGAAGGCAGCGACGAUGUUGAGGGCAGGGACCGGAAGCGGUCGCGGCGGGAGGGCAUGCAGGAUGUCGACGGGGCUGGUGACAUCAGCGGCGCCGAUGACGUCAGCGGCGGCGGCGGCGGCAGCGAAACACCCCGGCCGGGGGGGGCUGAUGGCGGCAGCGGCGGCGGCCGCGACGGAGGGACCAGUCUGCCGCCGCCAUACAACCAGCAGCAGCAGCAGCCGCCCUUGCAGGCGGCGCAGCAGCCGCAGCAGCAGCCGCAGCCGCAGCAGCCGCAGCAGCCGCAGCAGCAGCAGCAGCAACAGCAGGAGGAGCAGCAGCAGCGGCAGCAGCAGCAGCUGCAGCAGCAGCAGCUGCAGCAGCAGCAGCUGCAGCAGCAGCAGCGGCAGCAGCAGCAGCAGAUGCUUCGGACCCUCCCCGGCCCUGGGCUUGGAUUGCCAGCCAGCUCUGCAGUGACCCAGCCAACCGCGCCCUUUGGUGGUGAUGCGUCGCCUCAGGUGGCUGCGCCGUUGGCUGCAAUCACCGGCGGCCCGGCAGCCAGCUGGGCGCCGCCACCUUCGUAUCUCAGCAUGCAGCCACCAGCAGCGGCAUGGUGGUCCCAGCAGCAGCAGCCGCAACAGCAGCAGCAGCAGCAGCAGCAGCAGCAGCAGCAGCAGCAGCAGCAGCAGCAGCAGCAGCAGCAGCAGCAGCAGCAACAGCAAUCUUUGAGCAGUGGGGCUGACUGCAGGACCGGCGGCACCAGCGGCGUUGGCGACGGCAGCGGCGGGGGCGGCAGCGGCGAUGGCGGCGGCGGCGGAGGUGGCGGGGCUCAGCUGCUGAGCGAAGGCGUGGACCGCGGCGGCGGCGGCGGCGGUGCUGAGGAGGCCGAGGGCGUGGAGGCCACCCUGAGCACCGGGGGCAUGCUCCUGCCAGGUGAGGAGCUGUUCCCACGGCUGGGGGCACUGAUAGAGUACCUGUCGGGAUUCAGGGACGAGGAGGGGUUCCACGGCAUCGUCUUCUGCAAGAAACGGCAGGUCGUGUUCCAUGUUGCUGCCGCCCUGAGGGCCCACCCAGAGCUUGCAUUCCUGGACGAGGUGCUGGAGUUUGUGGGUGUCAAUGACUCCAGCGCAGGCGGCUCGGGCGGCGCGGGGCUCGGAGGGGCCGGCGGCGGGCCUGGCGGCGCGGGCCUGGCCCUGCUGCUGGGCUGUGGCGGUGGCGCCCUGGCAAAGGAUCCCUACGUGAAGGGCAUGAGUGGCCGCACACAGCAGCGCGUCAUCGCGCGGUUCAGGGUCCCUGGCAAGCGGCUUCUGGUGGCGACGUCAGCGGCUGAGGAGGGGGUGGACGUGCCGUCAUGCAACUGCGUGGUGCGGUACAACGUGGCUGCCAGCGGUACGCAGCGCGUCCAGAGCCGCGGCCGCGCGCGCGCCAGGGCCUCCGAAUUCCUGGAGCUGGUCUCGGCCCCAG